Messenger RNA from Apis laboriosa (Himalayan honeybee), 416 nucleotides. RefSeq lists its product as uncharacterized. The record is from RefSeq and is a predicted model, not a curated record. The coding region runs from base 1 to 387 and encodes 128 amino acids. The transcript is spliced from 3 exons. NCBI's taxonomy places the organism in Eukaryota, Metazoa, Arthropoda, Insecta, Hymenoptera, Apidae.
AUGAAAAAUUCGGUGAAUAUCAAGCAAAACGACGACUCAUUGUUAAACGAUCUAAAUGAGUCAAAUUUAUGUGAUGAUCGAAAGGAGAUAUCGCCUAAAUUGACUUUUGAAAACGGCUCAGAUUUAUCGAUAUUGAAUAGUUCUUAUCAAAUUCCGGAUAUAUCAAAGAAAUAUAUUGAACCGAUAAUCCUUGAUACAUUGCUACCAUAUAUUCCCGUUUAUAUUCAUUUAAAAACGUAUGACUUAAAACCUAUCGAAAAGCCUCCAACUCCAUCUAUUUUAUCUGAAUUACGAUUAAGAUGUCAAGAUGAUAGUCAAUCAACCGAAAGAAUAAAUCAAACUGGUUGGAAACCGCGGCAAAGUGAAAAAAAUUUGAAAUUGAAAUAAAAUCUAAGCAAUUAUUUUGUUAAUAUAUA